GGGAACCAGCGCAGUCAGGUUUAUUCAUUUUAAGCUUACGGUAUGAGGUCUGCAGCAGGCAAGAAAAAUGUACAGGCUGCUUCACCCAAGACACAGUCCAAACUAAUAAAAGUACAAUCAGGUUCAGCAAUUGGAACAGCUAAACGAACAGAUCAAGCUGGAGGGGCAAAUGGGGACGAUGUUGAAUGCACACGAGUGAAGCUGUGUGCCAGGCCAGAUGAUCAGCUGGAUCUUUCUGAACAGGAACAGAAGGAAGAUAUUACACGUGUUCUGACCGCAGUAACCAGUAAAGUUCCUGAUAAUGUAGUACAAUUCAGCUUUAAAGAACGCUCCUUUGUUCCUGUUCCUCCACCAGAGCCUACAAUAUUUCUCCUCAGUAUUGAAGGAACGUGUCUGGCCAAGGACUCCGAGGAUGCUCGUUAUCAGAUACUUGCAGAAGGAGGAACAAUCGAUGAUGGAGCAAGUGCACGAACAAGGGAAAAAGAAGCUGGGGGAAGUGGUGAGAAAGGGCCUGAAGGUGAGGAAGUGGGGCAGGAAGGUGAACAAGAAGGAGGAGAAGCAGAACCUGAAGGAGAAGGUGAAGGAGAUGACAGGAAGGACAGUGUAGUUGAAGCUCCUGUGCCAAUGAAACCCAAGAAGAUCACUAAUCAGUUUAAUUUCUGUGAACGUGCUUCACUAACUUUCAAUAAUCCAUUUCGGGAUGUGGAUACGCAAACAAUACCUCCACCACGUGCAAAGUUUUCUGAACAAGUAACACAGUGGGUUAUAUAUGAUGCAUAUCAUGAAGAUUUCUUAACACAACAGCGUGAAAAAGAUAAGGACAAGAAAGAGAAACCUGCAACAUCUGGAGCUAUGAAGAAAGAAGAAACAAAAAAGAAGGAGGUUCAAGUGCUGGAUGUAAACAGCCGAAUGCUAAUGGCUGUGAAGAUACUGGAAAGAAUGGUCAAUCAGAACACAUUUGAUGAAAUAGCACAAGAUUUCAGGUACUGGGAGGAUCCAUCUGAUGAGUAUAGAGAUGAAGAAGGAACUCUGUUGCCACUGUGGAAGUUUGCUUAUGAGAAGACAAAGAAGAAUCAUGUAACAGGUCUUUCCUGGAAUCCUCACUACUAUGAUCUGUUUGCAGUAUCUUUUGGCUGCUUUGAUUUCAUGAAACCACAACCUGAAGGUGCUGUGUGUCUGUUCACAUUGAAAAAUCCAUCAUUCCCUGAAUAUGUUUGUACUACAGAUACUGGAGUAGUGUGUGUGGAUAUUCAUCCUAAAUUUGCUUGCCUCAUCGUUGUUGGACUGUUUGAUGGAAAUGUUGCUGUUUAUAAUGUUAUUUCCCCAUCAAAGGAACCAGUAAGCAAGAGCAAUUCAAUAUCAAGCAAGCAUGGAGGAAUAGUGUGGCAGGUUCGAUGGGGAGAAGACAUGCCAGAUGGAGAAAUGAAUUUUUUCUCAGUGUCAGCUGAUGGGCAUGUGUUUAGUUGGGUUCUUGGACAGAGUGGUUUAUCACAGACAGUUGUUAUUCCACUGGUACUGGCAAAAGAACCAAUACCUGGGCCACAAGGAACGUCAACAAGCCUUACAGGAUGUGGUACUGCAAUAGCUUUUCAUCCAAAGGAGCCUUUAAUUUUUUUGGUUGGCAGUGAAGAUGGGCAAAUUUACAAAUGCAGUACUGCAUACUCUUCCCUAUUCUUGGAAACAUAUGAAGCACAUCAUAUGGCAGUGUAUAAAAUAGAUUUCAAUAAAUACUGUCCAGAUAUUUUUGCUUCAUGUAGUGCUGAUUGGAGAGUAAAGAUAUGGGAAGAUAAUAGAAGUGAUCCAUUAUUUGUUUUUGAUUUGGGAUCACCUGUUGGAGAUGUUGAGUGGGCACCUUAUUCAAGUACUGUUCUUGCUGCAGUCACUAAUGAUGGUAAAGUCCAUGUUUUUGAUUUGAAUGUCAACAAAUAUAAACCAAUUUGUGUCCAGCCAGUUGUAUCAGCAAAGAAGAACAAACUGACGAGACUAUCAUUUAAUUACAAGUUACCAGUUUUAAUUGUGGGAGAUGACAGGGGUUGUAUAACUAGUCUGAAACUGUCCCCAAAUCUCCGUAAAAAAGUGAAGCCACCAAAAAAAGGUCCACAGUAUGAGCCUAGAGAACUGGAAAUCAUGAAGUUAGAGAAAUUACUGGCACUUGUCCGAGAGCCUCAAACACAGAAACCCUGUACUAAUAUUGUGGAGCCAAAGGAAGGGUCUGAAAACAUUGAACCUUCUGUUCCUGAGUGA
Messenger RNA from Schistocerca cancellata (South American locust), 2244 nucleotides. Its product is annotated as dynein intermediate chain 2, ciliary. Lineage: Eukaryota; Metazoa; Arthropoda; Insecta; Orthoptera; Acrididae. Gene Ontology annotation, cellular component: outer dynein arm. The record is from RefSeq and is a predicted model, not a curated record. Gene Ontology annotation, biological process: cilium movement; outer dynein arm assembly. Bases 43 to 2244 code for a protein of 733 amino acids. The transcript is spliced from 12 exons. Gene Ontology annotation, molecular function: dynein heavy chain binding; dynein light chain binding.